AACAUGUUGAAGUGGAUACUAAGCUUUCUAUUGAAAACUAGUCAUUAGUCAGUUUUACAGGUGAAUCCUUAUACAUUUGUCAGUAUUCAUCUGGCCGAGUUUCUUUGUUUUAAGGCGUGAAGUGUUAAAAUUGCGAGCGCGUGGAGGGCGCUAAAAACAUUUGCAAGUAGAGGAAGAGAAUGCGUGAUUUACAACUUGUAACAGAACCUCUGGAAACGGAUCGCUAACAGACUUCAUUAACACAACAUUUUGUGUGUGAAGAAUAUUUUAUAGCUCUCGUAGUUUGUGUACGAUGGCUGGAACAACUUUUGUAGGGUUUCUCAGCCGCCUGAUUGCCACAGGGGAAUUCAAAUCUCUACACGAACAGUUAACAACGUUUUUCGACGCAAGUUAUCGUAACAGUUGCGAAGAAAACACUGUAUUUUGCUGUGAUCUCAUCGAGUUACACGCCAAGCUACAGGGACAGCUGUUUUAUCUUCUGGAAUUGUGUUCUUCUGAAGGAGGAAUUUAUGGCGGAAGCGAAGCACUAAAGAAACGACUUUUACCUUGGCUUUGCAAUGGAUUUGUGACUGCAAGAAUCAUCCCGGAAGAUGUAGAGGUCGUGAAGGAAAAGUACGAGCUCAUGAUUAAAAAAAUGGACGAGGACUUGAGUGCCUCCAAAGUAGAAGCCGCGGAACUGAGAAUCAAAUUAGCGGAUGCCGAAGAUGAGGUGAGAGGUUUACGUCAACAGCUGCAAGAAAAUCAACAAGGAGACUAUCAAGAAAUCGGUGAAUUGCGUAAAAAGUUGACUUACACAAAGAACGAACUUGUAGCCAGGGAGUGCCAGAUAAAAGAACUGAACAGAGAAAUUCUUGAACUAAAGAGAGAAAACUCUGAACUACACGGGAGACUCCAGAAAAAGAUCUUCGAGGCUGUGGCGGAGCCGGAACCUAUUCGCCUGGUGACGAAACCCUAUGUCAAUGGUAUUGUACCUUACCAUUCCCGUUCUGCCAAGCUCGUUGAAAGAUUUGCUGAACUUUAUAAGAACGACAGGAUACAAGUAAUAAAUUCCUUGAGGGGCAUGUCUGAUAACUCAACAGCUGAACGAUUUGUUUUUUCAAUCGUCGAGGAGUGCUUUACAGUCAGCAAACUAGAACAGCACAGGAUGAGAACCCGGAUGAACCAGGCUUUACAAACCGGCCCCAAGGGUGAUCCGAAGGAGUCGGACAAAAUCAACGAGCUAGUAGAUAAUUACAUGAAAAAGAAUACAGAACUGUACGACAUUGAGACGCUAAUUCCGGACGUGAUAAAAUCGUUAUAUCGCAACUCAACAAUCGCACCUUACGUCUCGUGCAAUGAGAAAAAUAUCGUUCCUUUCGUCCGUGAGGUUCUACGAGUGGCCUGGGCCAUGAUAUCCCUGGAUCCUCCCAUUGACCUUCCCGCAGCGUUGGAAGGUGACGUCAUUAAUGACAUACGCUACAGAAGAACGUAUGACUCUGAAUUCAGUGCCACAACUAUCGAUUACUUUGUGUGGCCGGCUUUAAUCAGGGAGAGGAAGGUUGUUGCCAAGGGAGAGGUAGUAACUAGGCGAAUAUCACCACAGAGGACAAAAAAGGCCAUAACGAGCACCCCUCGCCCAGGAAGCACAGAGCCUUAUUCUCGUCCAUCAAGUUAUGACCUCGGCUUUGGUUCCAUGUCAUCUUCUUGGAGCGAUCAUUCCAGCUACAAGCACAGGUUCAGCACAUAGUCAUGUUCUGAGGGAUGUAAAGGUACCAGUCUGUUUUACUGUGUAACUUGAAACAAAAAUGUGUUGUGACUUGAUCUAGGGUUCACCCUGUUAUAUUUAAAUGUGCUAAGUACAUUAUAAAGUGAAAUCAUUUGCUGUGGUCAAGCCCCUUUUUAAAUGGUUCUGUUGAUGAAAGCCAGGUCAAAAUAUUUUAAUGUUUUAGAACUUGAAAUUUUCUUAUUUUGAAUGUUUCUUCAUACUUUGAAGCUUGUAAGCUUCAUUCAUGAAACUGUUGCACUAACUACCUCAAGUAUCAUAAUAACAAACUAAAAUGCAAACCUUUUUUCUCUAAUAAUCAUGUUCUCUCAUUUUGUCCUUUUUAGGGAGCAUUUAAGAUAGUAAUACUCUCCAUAUUGACUGGCUAUUCAGCUGAUGGACUUAUGAAUGAAAACAUGCAAUGCAAUGUCAUACAUCUCUG
Messenger RNA from Pocillopora damicornis (cauliflower coral), 2183 nucleotides. Its product is annotated as mitochondria-eating protein. The record is from RefSeq and is a predicted model, not a curated record. Gene Ontology annotation, cellular component: mitochondrial outer membrane. NCBI's taxonomy places the organism in Eukaryota, Metazoa, Cnidaria, Anthozoa, Scleractinia, Pocilloporidae. Gene Ontology annotation, biological process: mitochondrial protein catabolic process; mitophagy by internal vacuole formation.